AGGAGGACAACAAAGGGUCGCGGGACGCCGGCGGGCGGCAGGCGGCGGUGUGCCAGUCUUCCGUGUUCCUCUCAGCCGAGGCGCGUCGGCCUCCCGCCGGUCCCGCUCCAGAUGAAGUGUGAGCACUGCACACGCAAGGAAUGUAAUAAAAAAACAAAAACUGAUGACCAGGAGAAUGUGUCCAUUGGUGCAUCAAGUCCAACCCAGGAGAAUGAAGAGAAAGGAGAAUUCCAUAAGUUGGCAGAUGCAAAGGUAUUUCUGAGUGACUGCCUCGCAUGUGACAGCUGUGUGACUGUGGAUGAAGGACUGCGGCUUUCCCAGCAGAGUGCCAAGGAUUUCUUCCGUGUUCUUAAUCUCAAUAAGAAAUGUGACACCUCAAAGCACAGAGUUCUAGUUGUGUCUGUGUGUCCUCAGUCUCUGCCUUACUUUGCUGCUAAAUUCAACCUCGGUGUCACCGAUGCAUCCAGAAGACUGUGCGGCUUCCUCAAAAGUCUUGGGGUACACUAUGUAUUUGACACCACAAUUGCUGCAGAUUUCAGCAUCCUGGAAAGUCAGAAGGAGUUUGUACGCCGUUAUCACCAGCACAGUGAGGAGCACCAGGAACUGCCCAUGUUGACCUCUGCGUGUCCUGGUUGGGUCAGAUAUGCUGAGCGGGUGCUAGGUCGCCCCAUCAUCCCACAUCUCUGCACUGCCAAGUCCCCACAGCAGGUCAUGGGCUCCUUGGUGAAGGAUUACUUUGCCAGACAGCAGAAUCUGUCUCCAGAGAAAAUUUUCCAUGUUGUCGUGGCUCCUUGCUAUGAUAAGAAGCUGGAAGCUCUUCGAGAGGGUCUUUCCAUGACUCUGAGUGGUGCCAGGGGCACGGACUGUGUGCUGACAUCAGGUGAAAUUGCUCAGAUAAUGGAGCAAAGUGACCUCUCCAUGAAAGACGUUGCUGUGGAUACUUUGUUUGGAGAUACGAAGGAGAUGGCAGUACGACGGCAUGAUGGAGUGAGCUCAGAUGGGCAUCUGGCCCACGUCUUCAGACACGCUGCCAGGGAGUUGUUUGGCGAGCAUGUUGAGGAGAUCACCUACCGUGCAUUAAGAAACAAAGACUUCCAAGAGGUUACCCUUGAGAAGAAUGGGGAGGUCUUACUGCGCUUUGCUGCAGCAUAUGGCUUCCGCAAUAUCCAGAACAUGAUCCUGAAGCUCAAAAAGGGCAAAUUUCCAUAUCACUUUGUGGAGGUGCUCGCAUGCCCCAGAGGAUGCUUGAACGGCAGAGGCCAGGCACAGACAGAGGACGGCCACACAGACCGUGCACUACUGCAGCAGAUGGAAGGCAUCUACGCCAGCAUCCCUGUGCGGCCCCCAGAGAGCAGCGCACAUGUGCAGGAGUUGUACCAGGAGUGGCUGGAGGGUGCUGAGUCCCCCAGAGUGCAGGAGGUGCUGCACACCAGAUACCAGAGCUCGGAGCCCUGCACAGACAGCCUGGAUAUCAAGUGGUGACAAGGCCGAGGAGGGCAGGAGGGACAGCUCUGAAUGGAGAGUAGAGCGUGCUUCAAGAGACAGCCGGGCGCUGAAGCUUUGGCGGCACUGCGACACGUAGCGUCAUGCGGUGCUGUCUUUGUAGUGCGUGGGAGGGAGUGGAGUGUUUUCACAUGGGAAACGUGAUUUUCCCUCUCUGAGUAUUGUUUUAUCCUGAGAUUGUGAGGAAGAUCCCAAAGAGUGAGGGCAGGGAUAUACCCCUGUCUUUUGUGCUUAAAAACAGAAGUCCAGAAUGUAUUCUUAAGUAGUCAAGACUGUGGGGUUGUGUUCCAUGAGCCUACGAUUAUUGCUGCGAGGUGGAGACCUCAGAGGGCCAGGCUGCUCACAGCCACUGCACAGUGGACCACACAGGCCCAGCCUUCGGCCCAGCCUGUCUCUUUCACUUGUACAAGUUUGAAGAAAUAAUUUUGAAUUCUAGGACCAGUAAGAUGGCUCAUGGUACCAGCCUUAGCUUGACAAACUUAGUUUGACCUGUGGAACCCAGAUGGUGGAAGGAGAGACCAACUUCCACAAGUCAUCCUCUGACCUUCAGGUAGGCAUCAUGGUGUGCGUGUGUACCACCGAGGCCACCCCCAAAAAAUAACUAUAAAGAAAUGUACAAUUUGUGCAUCAGCGAGCCACGUUGUUCUUGAUAGUCACCGGAGGUCAGCAGUCACUGUAACCCUUGGCAAGCUGGACCACUUGUGAGUGAGUCACCUUUCUACUUGACCUGUGCAUUCAGCUUCGAGGAAAGGCUGAUGAGACCAGCAGACAUCCACCAAGUGGAAGGCUUGUUUAGCAUUUGAUGUGGUGUAUAUCUGAAAGUAAGCAGAGUAGAGAAGGAAGAGGGUAGCCCACUGAGGCUUGGGGGUUCCUAGGAAGGGCCAGCUCAUUGGUUACCAUCAUGGGGCAGGAAGAUGGAGCUGAGACAGCUUCCUAAUGUCCAGCCUCCUCUAAACUGGCCCCCCCAGGGCCUUUGGGCAUAAACAGCACCGUCUUUCCAUACAAAUGGGCUAGAUUACCUCCUCACCUCCACAGAGCCCAUUCUCCAUGGCAGCAUCCCUUCAGCCCUCCCUACUGCAGUGUGAACAUGCCUAGAAAGGGGAAGCUGUAUCCACACAUGGAAGUAGCUGCCCAAUGAAGAACUCCACAGGACCAUGUGACACACGCUGGAACCCAUCCAGGAGGCGAUUCCUGGAGAAGCCAGAGGUGGAAAGCCCUUGAAUUUUGCUCAUGUAUGUGACUACCUUGACUCUGCAGUGUUGCUAUCUUUGGCUUAUGUUUUGUUACUCCUGUGAAUCUGUCUGGGAACAUAACUGGGUAUGUUUUUGUAAACCAGUGGUUCUCAACCUGUGGGUCAUGACCUCCACAGAGGGGUUGCUCAUCAGCUAUCCUGCAUCUCAGAUAUUUACAUUCAUAGCAGUUCAUAACAGUAGCAAUAUUACAGUUAUGAAGUAGCAAUGGAAAUAAUCUUAUGAUUGGGGUUGCCACCACAUGAACGGUAUUAAAGAGUUGCAGCACAGGAAAGUUGAGAACGCUGAUGUGAAUUAUGUUUUUGCUUCCAGUCUACAUGCCUUGGGUGUUUGUUCCCCAGAGGAACUGAUGAUGGAAUAAACAGUGCAGCAGGCCCGAGUGUGGAGUGGAAGGAGCCCGUUGCUGUGCUGCUGAUCCUGCCUCCCUCACCAUGCCCCAGCCCCAGUGGUAUUACCUUGUUUAUGAGUCCCUUCCUGAUAGGUCAGGAGGAUGCCCCGCAGGUCGGAACACUAGCAGUCAGGGUACCACCCAUGAGAGCGACUGAGGCUCAGUGCUGAGACAGGAGAUGCAGGGCCUUCUGUUUCACUGAUUCUAGCUGUGGCCCCGAGAGCUUUUCAAGACUGCAGGUGCCUUUCUGUCCCUCCAGCACUUAGAAGCAUGUGGUGGUGGCGCACACCUUUACUCCCAGUGCUCAGAGGUGGAGGUAGACCGAUGUCUGUGAAAUCGAGGUCAGCCUGGUUUGCAGUGCAAGUUCCAGGACAGCUGGCUGCGCGCAGAAAUCCCAUGUCAAAAGAACCCAAGAACGGUGGAAGCAUGAAGUGCGCCAGUCCCUGGGCAAAGCAGCAUGAGCAGUAGAGUGGCGGUGCGUGCUGAUGGGUGGCUGGCCCCGGCAUGAGAAGACCAUGUAACCCAGCUCCGUAUCUUCCCGGUGCUGUUGCACAGUGCCUUUGGCCUGGCUUGCAGGGGCCCAGUUUCUUAGCUUCCUGCCUGGCCUGAGCUGCAUUGGUUUACACUGCUGCGGGUAGCCAUGCUCACACAUGAUGAAAUUCUGUCUCAGAGACAACAAAGUUGGUCUCCGUUACAGGUGAAAUAGAAAUGGUCUGUCAGGGCUGGGGCUGGAGUUCGGGGGCAGAGCGUGAGCCUAGCACACAUGGGCACCACGUUCACCCUCUGGAGCCACAAAAGCAGAAAGUGGGGAAGAUUCACUGCACUCUUCCUGGUGGUGUGUACCCGGACUGAUGUAAGCUUUGACUCCGUGGGUGCCCUACUCAUCACUGUUGACAUCUGGCCUUGCCAGGUGCAUCACAAGUGCGCCAACUACAGGAGUUAGGGUUGCAGUUGGCAGCUAAGCUGCAGAUGCUUGCUUGGGUGCAGCACUCAUUCGAGGGACACAGCUAUUUGGAAGGGUAAUGGAGGAAAUGUGGCUUUUUUCCCACUUGGCAUACUACGUGUGGGUUCCAUUUCCUUCUGCAUCUACACUUAAAGAAUUUACUCUGGUUCACCAUUUGAGGGUGCAGUCCGUUAAGGCAAAGAAAACACCUCACAUAUCACCUUUUAUGAAGCACAGUAUCUACUGUGGAUGUGGCUCCUUGUAAGUACUGGGUUGCAAUGGAAGACUUACUUCGAGAUUUAUUUAUGUGUAUGUAUGUAUGUAUGUAUGUAUGUAUGUAUGUAUGUAUGUAUGUAUACAUGUAUGUAUGUGAGUGAAAGUCGGAUGUGUAUUGGUAUCUAAAGGCCAGAAGACAAUGCUGGGUGCCCUGGAGCCAGGGUUAUAGGUACUUGUAAGCUGCCGUGUGGGUGCUGGGAACUGAAAUUUGGCCCUCUGGAAGAGCAGCAAGAGCCAACUCUCCAGAUCCCUGGAUACAGUUUUGUUCAAAGUGUAUGUGCCUGCCGUCUGGUGCUGGGAGUGGAACUCAGGUAUGUCAUGUGCUAGGCAAAAACUAUCACUGAGCUCCAUCUCUCGUGCACACACAAGCCCUUUCUCUUGCUCUCUAUUUUAAAGACAGGGUCUCACUAAGUCACCCAAGCUUUGAGCUCACUUUGUAAGCCUGGGGUGACCUUGAACUUUCCAUCUUAAUGGCCCUGCUUCUACUUCCCAGGUUGCAGGGCUGUAGAUUUGCUACCAUGACCUGUUUAUGCAGUGGUGGGACUGAAUGCAGAGUUUGGGGUUAUACUCUGCUGGCACUCUGAGCCAUGUCUACAGCUGUUUCUCCUCUCCCUUCCCUGCCCCCCCCGUCUGCUUUUCUUUUUCUCCCUUCUUUUCUUCCUUCCCCUUCUUUCCCUUUCUCUCUCCUCCUUCCUUUCACUACUCUCCCCUACAGAAGCAGCCCGGUGCCUUGUUCUCCUGCUCAAGGGAUCGUCAGCCAGCCAAUAGAUAUGACUACAGGCUCACAGCACUGCUGGAGAAGAUUUAAUAGAGAAAGGCUCAGAACCAUAGUUUUUCAGCCAGAUGUGGGGCAUGCAACUUUGAUCACAACACUCACAAGGUGGAAGAGGUGGACCUCUGAGGUGAAGGCUAGCCUAGUCUACAUAGUGAGGCUCAGACUAGCCAGAACUAAAUGAUGGAGAGACUGUCUCAGGAAAAUCAAAACCCAAAAGUGGUUCUCCUUCACUCUGCCUUCCCGCUCCUUUCUUUGGCCUUUUUUUGGUUUUGAGACAGUUAGGUGCCAUACCCAACCACGUCACAUCCCCUCUCCCACCUCCUUUCCUGCCCCUUUCUUUCCCCUGUUUUGAGAUAUAGUCACAUUUAGUCAAGGCUGGCUUUGAACUGGUUCUCUUGCCUCCAUUAUCUCCCAGCUGCUGGGGUUAUAGGAAGGAGCAACCAUGCCUAGUGACAGUCUCUUUCAAAUCCUGACAGUAAAUCUGGGGGUGGCUGGAGAGAUUACUCUGCAGUUAUUAUGCUUACCGCUCUUCUAGAGGACCCAACUUUGGUUCCCAGGGCCCACAUCAGGUGACUUAACCACCUUUAACUAUGGCUGUAGGGGAUCUGAUACACUCUUCUGGGCUCUGCAGAUACCCACAUGCUCCUAGCACGCACACACACACACACCCUUAGACCUUUAAUACCAGCACUGGAGGGAGAGGCAGGCGGAUCUCUGAAUUCAAGACCAGCCUGCUCUACAGAGGGAGUUCCAAGGCAGCCAAGGCUACAAAGAGAAACCCUGUCUAGAGGACCCCCCUCCAGAAACAAAGGUAGAACCUAGAAUAUUUUUAAAAAUUCAGUUUGGAAUGUAUACUAUUCAUCUGAAAUUUAUUCAUAAAAAUCAGAUAUAUUUUCCUUGCCUAGCAUGCACAAAGUCGUAGAUCUAUCCUGAGCACCACAUAAACAGGCAUGGCAAGAGCCUUUUAUUCCAGCAUUUGGGAGGUGCUGUUAGGAUCACAAGUUCAAGGUCAUCCUCAGAACUUUCAGUGUUUGAGGCUAGCCAGGGGUAAAUGAUACCUCGUUUCAAAAAAAUAAGUAAAUAAAUUGAAAGAAGGAAGCAAACCAUCUUUCACCAAUUUCUAUUAAUUGCUUCACAUCAUUGCCAACUCUUUAUAAUGUCAUAACUUUAAUUCUUCCAAUAGGUAUCAGGAUUGCUUACUUUUGUUUUUGGAGAAAGGAUUACCAACUAUUGAAAUGAUUUUAAAUAUACUUCUGCCAUUUUGUAACUGUAUUUAUACAAAUUCGUGUUCUUAUCAUUGAUAAGCAGAAAAUCAAAAUUUGCUGGAGUACACAUUAACUCUCAGCGCUUGGGAUGAAGAUGGCUGCGUUCCAGGCCGGCCUGGUUUACAUAGUGAGUUCCAGGCCAGUCAGGACUACAUAGUGAGAUCCUGUCUCAGACGAACCAGCAAACCAACCGAACACAUCAAUUCUGAGAAACUCAGAUGCUCUCUGUCCUGCAGGAUCAGAUAUUCAGCUGGGUGGGCGUGGAGCAGAGGCGGAUCCUGGGGGCUCCCUGGUCAGCCAGCCCUGCCAAAACAGUUAACUCUGAGCUCAUUGAGAGACCCUGUCUCAGAGAAGGACAAGGGAGAAAAGCCUUUGAGGAACACAUCCUGACAUCAGUCCUUGGUGUCCACCGUGGGACAGGUGUAGACAAGGACAAACAUCCCAUUAGUUUAUAAUUUGUUCUCAUCUGUAAUAAAUGGUUAAAUUUAUAUGUACAUUGGAGAAUUGCUUUAAAACAAAUAUCUAUGAUUAUAUAAGUGAUUUGGCCAGAUAAGGUGGUGCAUACCUUUAACCCCAACACUUGGGAGCCAGAGGUGGGUGGAUCUAGGUGAUCUUGGCCUACAUAGUAAGUUCCAGGCCAGCCAGGGCUGUAUAAGACUGUGCCUCCUCGCAGAAAGCCAACCACAAAAGCCAAACAAAGCAACGCCGAUUUGUGUGCUUACUUUUCAUACCAGGAUAGCCACGGUUGUGUCAAGAGUUACUCAACAAAAAAUGGUGCAGAAUGGAAAAAGGGUUAGCCCUGUUAUAGAUGGAAAUGAAACACACCGCCGUGCCCCAGGACAGGACAAUGUCAGUGUCAACAGUGAUGGGAAACAUUUCUUGCUCUUGACUGCUUUUUCCUUUGUGUUUGGUCUCUAAAUACUUACCUAGUUAUCAUCUUCAUAGUUAUCUCUACAUCACUAUGAUGCCUCAAAUGAAUAUUUAAUGAAAUGGCUUCCUGUCGUAUUUAUAGUACAAAGCAGUUUGAACCCUUAGGAAUCUAUGCUGUAAUUACAGACACAUGUCAAAUAUCUGUAAAUGUUAUAAAGACAUUAAUUUCCAAUAAAUGUAUCUUAAGUUCGGA
This is a messenger RNA of Psammomys obesus (fat sand rat), 7523 nucleotides long. RefSeq names its product nuclear prelamin A recognition factor (gene Narf). The transcript is spliced from 11 exons. NCBI's taxonomy places the organism in Eukaryota, Metazoa, Chordata, Mammalia, Rodentia, Muridae. The coding region runs from base 112 to 1482 and encodes 456 amino acids. Gene Ontology annotation, cellular component: lamin filament. The record is from RefSeq and is a predicted model, not a curated record. Gene Ontology annotation, molecular function: lamin binding.